Messenger RNA from Prunus dulcis (almond), 2134 nucleotides. RefSeq lists its product as uncharacterized. The transcript has 2 exons. Gene Ontology annotation, molecular function: protein binding. The coding region runs from base 76 to 1920 and encodes 614 amino acids. The record is from RefSeq and is a predicted model, not a curated record. NCBI's taxonomy places the organism in Eukaryota, Viridiplantae, Streptophyta, Magnoliopsida, Rosales, Rosaceae.
AAGUUUUUCUUCUUGUGAUGCCAAUUGUAUACACCCAAAAACCUAUUUAAAUCCCUAACUCUCUCAAACAAAAUCAUGAAAUCACAAUUCCAGAAGAAAACCACCAAGAACACAGAGUCAGUAUGCAGUAAACCUUCUUGUUUCUUCUGCACCAUGAAUGAGCCAGACCCCUCUCUCAGAAAAGCUAGAAUCAUCAAAGCCUUCCAAGAUUUGCCUCUCAGGAAUGACCAAGAACAUGUCCUUGCACUAAGCAGCCUCUGGAACAUAGCCAUGAUGCAGCCUAAUGACCCUGAAUUCCCAUCUCUUGGAAUCUUUGAAUGCAUGGCAAAGCUUAUUCACAAAGGUAUCAAUGACAAAAAGUGGCUGCUAAGUGACCAGAACAUCUAUAUCCCCUACUAUGCUGCCCAUACUAUUGGCUCUUACACCAUGAACAAGGUUCGAUUUGCAGAGAAGGCCGUAGAAUCAGGGGUGGUUUUUCCAUUAAUUGAGCUGAUGAGAGGUAAGAUCACCUGGGUGGAGCAACGAGUGGCGGUUCGGGCUCUUGCUCAUAUAGCAAGCCAUGAAAAGAUCUUUGAAGAAGCCAUUGGUGUAAAUGAAGUGGAGAUUGUAGAAUUAGCCAUGAAGAUAGCCAUGACCUGCCUCAAAGAGGUGUUUGAUAAGUUUGUUGGCUUGGAACCUUCAAAAAGAUUGAAGUACCAUUGCGAUUUGGUUACAAGAGGGCUUGGAGGGUUGGAAAUUGAGGACAGAAAGGCAGAGGAAUGGGCUAGCCAACUUCAGUGCUGGUCUCUCAAUCUUCUCAACCGCUUUGCAUGCAAAGAAAAGUCUCUGAAUUUGAUCUGCAAGAGAGAAUUCUUGAUUGAAUUGUGCGGAAUGUGGGGUGGUUUAGCAAACCCAACUUCACCUGCUGUGAUUAGGCUGUUGAGAUCACUUUGUCAAACCAAAAUUGGAAGACAAAGUGUAGCAAAUUUACAAGAAGUCAUAAAGGCACUCUGCAACCUCUCAAGGUCCUCAGAUGAUUGGCAGCUGAUGGCCAUUGAUUGUCUUCUGCUACUCCUCAAAGACCCGGAAACCAGACAUAAAGCCAUGGAGACUUCAGUUGUGUUUCUUGUUGAUCUGGUUGAGCUUAGAAGUAUUGGAGGAAGACCAAAAGUUGGAGACACAAUCACACAGGCUCUAUUACAAGAUUACCAUAAAAUCAAGUAUGGGGACUUGAAAUUCCAGAGGAAGAAAGUUGAGAGAGCUUUGAAGGAGACAUGGGAUUUGAAGGUUGAUAGAAAAAGGAGGGAGAAGUUGAUGUCUGAACAAGAAAUCGGAGAGAGAAAAUCAAUGGUGAGACAGCUGAAACAAGAAGGAAAUCUAAACUUCUGGUCUGGGAACAUAGAAAAGGCUGUGAUGGAGUACACAGAAGCCUUGCAUAUGUGCCCAUUAAAGAUGAGAAAAGACAGGCUUGUGCUCCAUAGCAACAGAGCUCAGUGUUACUUGCUGCUGAGGAACCCAGAGGCUGUCAUCAGUGACACAACCAUAGCUCUGUGCUUAUCCAGUGCAGUGAGCCCUCAUGGUAAGAGCCUGUGGAGAAGAUCACAGGCUUAUGACAUGAAAGGGUUGGCAAAAGAGAGCUUGAUUGACUGCGUAACAUUUGUUCAUGGCCGUAUGAAGUCCGGCCAAACCGAAAGGGCAGAAAUCCCAAGCUACGCGGCACGUAUGAUUAACAAGCAAAUGAAUAAAACUCGGUUAUUUGCUCCUGCCAAGUCCAGGAGUUUUAACAACCAUGAAGAGUUAUUAGAAUCUCAUGGCCUCAGCAGGCCUAUCGUUGUAGAUGAAACGAUUGCUGAAAAAAGAUGGAGAAAGCUAGAAAGGGAAAGAAGAAGAGAAAAGGGUGUAAAUGUCACAGAAAGGAUGGGAAGUUUGAAAAUUGGGUAAGGGAAGAGAGGCCUUAUCAAAUUUCUAUGUACACCAAAAUUAGGAGGUGUAAGAAGACAAGAUAUCAAUAAACCCAGCUCUAUGUGACUUUAAACUCUGGCUUCUCCAUAUUCAUGAGAACACCUGGUGUCCUGUCCAUGGGUACCAUCCAACCGUGGAAAAAAAACAGACAUUCUCUAACUGCUUCUGGACACAGUGGCAGUAGUGGGUACCA